This is a messenger RNA of Angiostrongylus costaricensis, 2799 nucleotides long. Lineage: Eukaryota; Metazoa; Nematoda; Chromadorea; Rhabditida; Metastrongylidae. The record is from the annotation of a GenBank genome assembly.
AUGUACAAUGCUGAAUCCGCUAGCGAGAUGGCUGAUUUGCCAGACGACGUGUUUCCUGAUGGAUCAAUCACGAGGAUCGUCUAUCACAACUUUCUAACGUACGAUAAUGUCGAAUGCAAACCUGGUCCGAAUCUCAAUGUUUUUAUUGGUCCUAACGGAGCUGGCAAGAGCACAGUGAUAUGUGGAAUUUGUCUAGCUGUCGGUGGAAAUCCGAAUGUUCUUGGCCGAUCCGAGAGAAUAGGAGACUACAUCAAGCAUAAGCGGGAUGAGGGCUUUGUAGAGCUCUCUAUAGCUGACUCCCAAAAUGGAGAGCAAAGGGUGAAGAUUCUUCUUCAAAGACCUAAUAGUUGCACGUACUUCAUAAAUGGAUCCAGGGUUGAUAACCCAUGUACGUUCCUUGCUCAAGACAAGGUGAAGAGUUUUUCCGAGCAGAGUGCUGUGGAUCUGCUAAUCAAUACAGAAAGGGCCGGCAACCCACGGUUGUUGGAAAAACACGAAGAACUGAUCAAGAAGAAGAAGCUUGAAACUGUCCACAUCGAAAACGCUCGUGAAGUGCAACAACGUCUGGAAGCUGUAGAAGAUUUAUGCAAGGAGAAUGAGAAAAGAACAGCGAAGGAAAAUGAACAUGGAGCAGACCACAAAGAAGUCGUUAGUGCUUUUCUUAGCAGCUUAUUCGAUGCGCGUUUGCUCAACACCCUAAGCUUCUAUUUCCAGUUGCGCCAAAUCCGUGAAGUUACAAGUGAAAUUCGUAGCGCACUAGAGCAGUUUGAUCGCGUAAAGAUUUCAAAAGAAAAUUGGAAGGAUGAAGUGAGUCAGAUGAAAAACCAGCGAGAUCGUGUUCAAGAACAGGUUGUUGCAGCAAAAGAAGGGAUGAAGGGAUUACGUGAUGAAGAGAGGAAUAUCAGCGAAGCUAUGAAAACCCGUCUUCGUAUUCUUGGGAAUUUGCGCAUAAAUAUGGCUGAUGAAGCUUGGAGAUGGUAUGAAGGGAAUCGUGACAAGUUUCGCUAUCCAGUGUUUGUGCCCGUUCUACAUAUGACAGUUCCUGAUGCUCGAUCUGCAAUGUUGCUAGAAAAUCUGAUAGCUUUUCGAGAUCUGCCAAUGUUCAUCUUUGGUUGCAAGGAAGACGAGGCGCUUCUGACGGACCGAAGACACAGUUGGAAACUCAACUCUACUGUUAUUCCUCCAUCACAGGUUGAUGUAUCUUCUCUGAAAACAAGGUUGACGCCUGAAAUGGAGGAGUUGGGAUUCACUCAUUUUGCUGUGGACUUGUUCGAUUCGGUCGAUGUUGUUAAACAAUAUUUGUGCAAUGUAGCAAAGCUGCAUCAGGUUCCGAUUGGAUCAUCAAAGACAAACGAUUUAUAUGACACAAUAAGGACUAUCUUUCUGAAGAAUGCGUAUCGGCUGUACCUUACGGAUAAGUAUAGGGUGCAAUUCACAGUUUCCAAGUAUGGUUCUCAUGAGAUGCUUGGACAGCAAAGCGAAUUGAAAGCACCCGCUCGAAUAUUCACUAGUCAUUCCAAGCAACUUGAUGAUAAGAGUAGAUUUCAUGAUCAGGCGCAACGUAUUCGUGAUUGGGAAGCUGAUUUACGCAAUCGCCGUCAACAGAUGAAUCAGUCUAGAACUAAAAUUCAAGCGGAAAAGGAGGAAUUAAAAGCACAACAGGCUGAGUGGAGGAGUCGUCGCGAUGCGUUAUGGGAUUUGGAACGUUCUCUACAUAGUCGUGAAAGAAAAAUUGAGGACCUGUUAGCUAACCGGCCGGACAUUAACCAAGCUGCUGCUGAUCUAAGUAAAGCCAAAAUCACUGCUGCUAGAGAAGUCUACAAAGUUACACUGAAGUUGUUAUGCAAAUUGGAAAAACUACGCGUGGCGUCCAUAAGGGAAUGUUUUCUGAGAGUGACACUGAAACAAUUACGAGAUGAAGGAACAAAAUUUGAAAAGGAUUUGCAAAAUCUUGAAGAGAAGCUUCAGGAAAACAGAUCAUCAUUGCAAAGGCAUGUUGAAUCGUUCCUCUGUGUAAAACGUGAUCUUAUUGGAAUGACUGAAUGUCUUCACGACAAAUGCGGUGUGAAGACUUUGAAUCUGGAACAGAUGACUCCAAAAGAGAAGGAGAUUCUGGAGUGUCUUGAAAAGUUGUUCAUAGAUGAGCACAUACCAGACGAUAUGUCAAUGGUUCUUCAACUUCUUGAAGAGGAAAAAAUAAAGCUCAGGUUGGCAACUGUAGACGGAAGCAAGGAGGAUUUUGACCGUUAUGAAUUCUUGAAAGGAGAAAAGAUCAGUUUGGUAAGUCGUAGAGAGCAGCAGGAGGCUACGAGAGAGGAGUGGAAAGCCAGCUUGAUGAAGGAGAUCAUAGAAUGGAGGGAGCCUAUCGAGGAGCUCAUUCAAAACAUCAAUGUCAACUAUUCCAAGUUCUUUGCUCAAAUAGGAUGCGCUGGAGAAGUGUAUCUGGAUAGGCCAGAAGAUCCGCUCAAUAUAGCCGAAUAUGGUAUUAUGAUAAUGGUUAGUUUUCGCUCUGGUGAACGUCUGAAGCGUUUAAAUCACCAGGUACGUAUGUUAAGUAGUAGCUGUUUUUUGGUUGUUUUGAAGAAAACGAUCUAUGCUAAGGUUCAAUCUGGAGGUGAACGUAGUGUUUCCACUAUGUUGUAUUUGUUGGCGCUGCAGGAACUAUGCCCUGUUCCUUUUCGAUGUGUGGACGAAAUAAAUCAGGGGAUGGAUCCGGUGAACGAACGGAAGGUGUUUAAUAUUAUUGUAGAUACCUUGAGUGGCGAGGGGAAUCUGGCUAAGACUCAGUACUUUUUGUAA